This is a messenger RNA of Tribolium madens (black flour beetle), 3185 nucleotides long. Its product is annotated as cGMP-dependent 3',5'-cyclic phosphodiesterase-like. The record is from RefSeq and is a predicted model, not a curated record. The coding region runs from base 76 to 2340 and encodes 754 amino acids. Gene Ontology annotation, molecular function: 3',5'-cyclic-GMP phosphodiesterase activity; 3',5'-cyclic-AMP phosphodiesterase activity; protein homodimerization activity. NCBI's taxonomy places the organism in Eukaryota, Metazoa, Arthropoda, Insecta, Coleoptera, Tenebrionidae. Gene Ontology annotation, biological process: regulation of mitochondrion organization; negative regulation of receptor guanylyl cyclase signaling pathway; positive regulation of gene expression. Gene Ontology annotation, cellular component: perinuclear region of cytoplasm; mitochondrial outer membrane; synaptic membrane. The transcript has 11 exons.
UUCAUUUUUGUGAUAUUUGUGUUGUGUCGUAAAACCACUUAAUCAAAAUUUUCAGUGAUAUUAUGAAUAACACCAAUGGAGACCCUAAAGCAGCCCUUUUUGUUUUCACCGCCCCCAUACUGCAGACAAUCUGAAAAGCAAAAACAUGAAAUUGAAGCCUUACCUUCGCUAGAGUUAAUUGUUUCGAAUCCUUCCAAACUGCUAACACUAUAUGAAAAACUCCACGACAAUGCCAGUAAAACUAUUGAAAAGAAAAUAAAUUCCUAUUUAAUGAAAGAAGCAGAUUGCGCAUCAACCUUCUUGAUCAAUCUGUUGCCAUUUUCAGAAGAAGCUCUUGUACAAACAGUUGGUAAUAAAGAACUUGAAGACACACUGCGAUUUCCUCUUUCGAGAGACAUAAUGGCACAAUUAGUCCAAUGUGAAAAUGAAAUUUUAAAGUGCGACAAUAGCUUAAAUCCUCAAAUCGUUGCAAUAUUCGAGAAAAUAUUUGAUAAUACAAAACUAAAAAUCAUCACAGUUCCAAUUUUAAAGAAACAAACAUAUUACCAAUGUGCCACACAAAAUAUAAAACCAGCACUACUUGCGUGCUUUGUUGAAAGUAAAAAAGAGGAGAACUUUAUUGCGAAAAUAGCCAAUGAAUUGUUUAGAUUUUGUCUACCAGUUUUAAUAAAUACUCUAGCAGCUGAAGAAGAAGCACGUCAAAGGAAGCAAUACCAAACAUUGCUAGAUGCAACUUGUAAAUUUUGCUCACACAUACAUGACAUUUAUGAAUUAAUCACAGUUAUAACAAAUGAAACUAAAAAAUUAACUAAUGCCCAAAAAUGUUCCAUAUUUCUGGUAAACCUGGACGAUCUUCUUCUAAUUUCAAGAAAGUACAACACACCAGGGGAUAAAAAAAGCAAACCUAGCGUGAAACUUGCUCUUCAUUAUGCCAUCCCAGACCAUGUGGCCACUACUGGUACGCUUAUCAAUAGCCACAAGCACCCAGAAAGUGCUUUAUGCAAUGAAAAUUCAAUGGAAAUCAUUGAAUUCCGAAAUUUUUUAUGCUUCCCUAUUAAAAAUGGCGAUAACGUAAUAGGAGCCAUUCAUCUUUAUAAUAAAAGAAAAGGGAAUUUUACACGUUUCGAUGAAGACAUUGCCAAUAUUUUGAGUGUUCAUUGUGGCUUUGCCCUAAGCCAGAGUUUGAAAUUCACCCAAUUUGAGAAUUUUAAAAUCAGGAGUCAAUUAGUUGACAAUUUGAUGAUACGCCACGAACAGGUGAAUAUGGAGGAAGUAAUGCAGAAAAUCUCUUGCCCUCUCAUACAUCAAUAUCCCAACUUUGARCUAUUCAGUUUCUCACCACGAAGUAUAGUUUCAAUGGAAACCACAUGUCUCGUCUUUAAGAUGUUUGAAAGAUUGGGAUUUCUCACAACAUUUGGUAUUAAAAGAGAAGUGUUUGCUAAAUUUACGAUGACUGUGAAAAAUUGUUGCCGCGAAGUACCCUAUCAUAACUGGAUGCAUCUAUUUUCUACAGUACAUUUUGCUUAUUUGUGUUUGACGCAUUUACAGUUAGUUGAAGAUAAAUACAUUACUCAAUUAGAAGCUCUGGCUUAUUUCGUGACUUGUCUAUGCCAUGAUGUCGAUUACAGAGCUGCCAAUAGUUCGUUUCAGCAAACACCAAGUGAUGUUUUAUGCACUCUGUAUUCCAGUCCUGGAUCGGUUAUGGAAAGACAUCGUUUGUCUCAAAUCCUGCGAAUUCUCAAUUCAGAGGGCUGCAACUUUGUAGAAAUUUUGAAUCGAGAAAAUUAUAAACUUUUUGUGGAUUUACUAAAAGACUUGACAUUAGCCACAGAUUUAGCUAUUCACUUUAAACACUACACGAAAAAAUACAAUAUGACAAGGAGUGGUUACGACAGGAAUAAUCCAGAACACCGGUAUGUUUUCACAACUCUUUUAGUUACAUGUGCUGAUUUAUCGGAUCAUGCAAAGGACUGGACAGUGUCCAAAACGGUGACCAUACAACUUUUUAAAGAGUUUUUUACGCAAGGGGAUUUAGAGAUAAAUUAUUAUACAAAUCCUCUCAAAAUGAAAGACACUGAACUGGUUUAUAUACCAGAUUUGCUGGUAAAUUUUUUGAGAGAUGUUUGCCUACCAGCAUUUAAGAUGUUAGCAGUGAUGUUUGUAGAAAUAAAAGAACUUGUUCAAGUAAUAAAACGGAAUAUCCUUUACUGGGAGGCUUCUAAACAUCUCUUUUUAAAAGCUUUAGACAGCGGAAGGUCCUGUUUAGAACUUUUACAGACUGAAGAAUUUGACAAAGAUGUGGAAGCUGCAGUACAAUUAUUAGGAACCAAGAAUAAUUAAGUUUUCUCUGUGUAAAUAACACUAAAAUAACUAACAUGUUUUAGAAAAAUUUUCAAAUCUUGCUUUCUCUGAUUCGCCACGGCCAAAAUAUCGUCACAAUCCGGCUUAUCCUCAGUUUCGUAACUCAUAACACCUUCGUUAGUAAUAAGACUAAACGCAAAACAUCCAAGUCCACAAUGUCUCGCUGUGAUAAUUUCAUGUACAGUGGACAUUCCCACAGCAUCGCAUCCUAGAAUUUUCAACGCUCUCAUUUCUGCAACUGUUUCGUAACUCGGUCCUCCAACACAGGCGUAGACACCUUCGUGAAAUCCCUUCAAACCCAAUUUCUCCACGAGAAUUUUAGCAUCUUUGAUGAUGGUUUGAUCGUAAGCAUUGUUCAAUGCUAUGAAUCUGGGGCCGAAAGAUUCGUCGUUGGGUCCUCUCAGAGGGCUGUUGCCGGCGAAACCGACAAGGUUGAGGUGGUCUUUGAUGAUCAUAAUGUCGCCGGCUUUGUACGACGGGUUGACGCUGCCUGCGGCGUUUGAGACGAUGAGUGUGGAGACUCCGAGGAGUUUCAUCAAACGCACGGGCAUCACACAUCGGGACAGAGAGUUGCCUUCGUAGUAGUGAAAACGGCCUUGCAUGCAAAUCACGGAAAUUUUGUCAAUUUUGCCGAAAAUGAGACGACCUUCGUGACCGAUGACUGUGCUUUCGGGGAAAUUGGGGAGGUCGGCGUACUCGAAUUUUAGGGGAUCCGUUAAAAGUUCAGCCACAGAACCUACAAAAACAAAGCGGUUUACCCAAUUUUGGAAAAUACAACAAAAUUCUAAAUCAUUUAUUUUAGUGUAGUUUCUAGAAUACUGCAU